UGUAGUCUGAACUUCUGUGAUCUGUUGAUUGAUCGUACCUAUUAGAAGUUCGUAUUUAUACUGUAAAUAAAUAAAGAAAAUUCACUGAUACAUAAAAUAUUUAUUUUACUUUAUACAGUUAGAACCCCAUGAGCUUAUAAUAUACGGAAUUUCAAAAAAAAUAGGCACUUCAAAAGAUUACAUUUUGUGGGUCCUUAUCAUUUGCGGUAAAUACCCGUAUUUCAAAUGUGAGUCCUAUAAAUUUAUAUUAAGCAACAAAUUAUAAUUUUUGUAUGUAGUGUUUUCCUGUGAAUCGUUUAGUACCAUGGGAGUCGUGUAAAAUAUUUUGCAUAUUAUGUUAUAUCUUGCGUAUUCUGAGGAAGAAUUCGACGAGGAAAUCGAAAUAAAAUUGAAAGUGAGUCCAAUAUCGGUCCCAAAGUUUAAUAUCAUAUAGUGUAUCAGUGUACAGUUAACAAAUAGUUUGUGUUCGGCUGUCAGAGCGGUGGCAGUCUCCAGUUUGUUUGGUUCUAUGAUUGAAAUAACAGGCUGUUGGUCCUGACCUUCACUCCUUUUAUGUGGUGGUUGUGACGCGACUUUGUGUCACUUGAUUGUGUAUUGUUUAAUAACGUGUUAACCUCAUUUAGUGAAUUGGCCUUGACACAAGGCUUGAAAACUCCUCACAGAUACACAACACAUACGCAGAUAUGGAUUCCAAUGUGAUAAUAUACGUAGUAUUGACAUUCGUGAUGAUGCUGCUGAUAUUGGGAUGCUGUAUGCGGCGGAACGGCGGUCCGAACCUAAGUAAUCCGCCCGCCCGCCCCCCGGCCGGCUUCGAGCCCGACUACCCGCAGCAGCAGUACAACGCGCCCUACCCGGUUCCUGUAGUGACGGGAGUACCGUACCCGGUCGCUCAAGCCGCUACCCCGUACCCCGCUCCGGCGCCCUAUCCCACCUACCCGGCGGGCAUGCCCGUGCCGACUCACCUGGCGCAGUCUCAUCCUGGCCACUACCCGCAGGGCUUCGUUCCUGGAAGGUAUCCCGCGGCCGGGGCGCCCUAUCCCACUGCGAGCUAUCCCUCCGCCCCGAGCGCUCCAGAGGCUAACGUUUUCUUCGGAAUAGCAGCUCCCGGCUGGAACACGCAAGCGAUGCCGCCGACGUACGACCAGGCCGUGUGCGCGCGGCGCGCGGCGCAGUAGGCGGCGGCGCCCGGGCGGGUUGCUUUCUGCUUAACAGGGGAGUAGUUCACGUUUUAGUGCGAUUAUAUUUCACUGUCUUCAAAUAAUAUUGAUUUUGAUUGAAAUAUUGACGUAACCCAAUAAAGAAAGGUUUAUAACUGGCAAUGGUAUCUCACGCGUACACUAUUCGCAAUUUUUUUUUGCCCCCCUUUCAGUUUUGAAUAAUAUUCACAAUAAACACCAUUUUGAAUUGUAACUACUUCACGUUAAUCGGGUAUCGUGAUGGUUAAAAUAUAAAGGGCGUAAUUGACUUGCGACUCGUUAAGCGACCUCACAUAAAACGUGACGAAACAAUACCAGUUCAAUGAUACGACUACUUUGAAGAUUAGACAAAAAGUUGUCGGUGGCAAGGCGCGUCCGCCCCGUGCAUACACUAUUUUAUAACUGUGAUGUCGUUCAGUUGUAUCGUUGAAAACGCCUGUAUUGGUAUAUGACACUGUGCUUCUAUUAUCGUAUUGUUUUGUUAUUAAUCUUGUAUAUAUGCCGAUGGUGUUUCUCAUAUAAAUAAAUAAAUAAAAUAAUAAUGAAGUCGUAAACGUAAUUACUGUCCAUACUGCCAUAAGAAGUUUCCUCCAUUUAUAAAUCUUUCCUAUUGAGACGUGAUAUACCAUUAUUGUAAGAUAUAUGAAUAUGUCUCAAGUUUUAUUUGUAUGUACUUCGAAGCCGUUGUAUUUCUUGUUAUUCAAUUACCGAAGAAUUAUUAGACUAAAUUGUCUUUUAAUUGUAUGUAUAAUAUUAUAUUAUUGAUAUUAUUGUAAAAAACAUGAGUUUUUAUGAUUUUGUCUCUUUCGUAUAACUGUAUAAAAUAAAUAAUUCCUAGAAAGAGACAAAUGCAUAGAUCAUAAGUACUAAAAAUAUUGAAUAAUAACAUAAGGUUAAGUACACUUUAUUAUUUAAUAAGUUCACUUAGCGACGACGCUAUUUUUACAGCCUCGAAAUUAUAAUUUAUAUUUUUUUUUCUAAAGCGAAUGGAAAAAGCAGGGUUAUUUUGAUUUUGCUUUAUUUUUUGACUAUUUUUCUGUAAAGCUCGAAGCGGUUUUGUGCUCAUUUUAUAAAUGUUUGAUUCCUUGAACAAUUGUUUAUAAUGAUAGUUCGUAAGACUGAAAUGUUUUUUAUAUCUUAAUAAUAUUGUAGAUAAUGAUUAAAACGUCGCAGUUCAAUAUCCGAGUCGACGUUCAUGGUGCGCUUUAUUUCCUAAUAUACUAAGAAAAUGUAAUAUAUUGAGCGCUCACAACAUUGCUCUUGUCCCAUAGAUAGAAUUAUAUAAAAUAGUUUAGUUAGGAGCAACCGCAUCUUCCUCAGCUUCUCAUGAAGAGACACACACAAACACAAACACACACACACACGCACGUACCGCUACAAGCGAACAUCAUAACUGAGUGUGACGUCACUGUCAGUGUGUCUUGUCGUGACGAAGACGAUGAAGUGUUACCUGGUCAGCUGUUUGCUACCCUCGCGGUCACUCUCGCUAAAUAUGUACCAUCCUUAUUUACUAUAAAUAAUGCGUUAUUUGUUAUUCAUUUAAAGAUAUGUUAUCAGAAUAAAUGUUUGAUAUAUUGUAUUUUAUAUCAUUUAAUGCGAGUCGACAUGUGUUUUUCUUACAUUCAAAAAUCUAUAAAAUUUAUAUUUUGUUACGCAUCUAAGUACAAUAAAACAUUUAUAUUUCUUAGACAUUUUAAAUAAUAUAAGUAAAACAGAUACAUUAUUAUGAAAUAGACGUUGAUAUUUACGUAAUUAUUCUACAAGUCCACAUUUGCCAAAAUAUAUAAAAUUUAAAAUAAAACAUAAAUAUGUCAGGCCGAGAACGACGGCGCUCAAAGUAUUGGCAAACCGUAGCAUAACAACGGUGCGCUACAAAUCGGCUCUCGGCUUGUCUGAAUCAUAUCAUAGUUCGUUAUCAACGCUUCUCAUUUCUUGGGAUUGUUUACCAACUUAAUACUUUUGUAUUUUUAACUAAUAUCACUGAACGUUCUCUACAUUUAACGGUCACCUUGCACCAGCGGUGACGUAAUAACAGGACCGCAUUGCCAGUGCGUGGAGUGUGUCCCUUGGUGCCGGUGUGUCGGUGACCGGCGUCUACGGCCGCUGGUGAGCACUUACCACAUAGAUGACCUGAUUGCUCGUCUGUCAUCCUAAAAAUAAUACAAUUUACCGAAACUGGAAAUUGCAAUAUAUGAUAAAUAUUAUUUAUUUAUGUAGUAUAAGGAAAACAUUUAGCAAAAUGAAAACCACAAGUAACGAAUAUUUUUUCCUUACCUGUUAUUAUUAUUUAAUGUUACCAGUUGCCGACAUCAAAGUCGUUGGAUUGUUAUAUGAUUAAUGUUGGUGUAACAGGCAGUACCGUAUUCACCGUCAUUUUAACCUGACAAGUCGCUCCACGUCUCCGUGUCUACACACUUGUUGGGCGACUUUGGUGCGUAUCACGUGUAUCAUACAACGUGUAGUAGAUUGGUGCAUUUCUGUAAUUCACUUCAACGACUGAGAGUUUAUUUUGUAUGUAAAUUAAACCAAUUUCUCUUAAG
Nymphalis io (European peacock) is the source of this 3736-nucleotide messenger RNA. Its product is annotated as galectin-3-like. The transcript has 6 exons. Bases 684 to 1175 code for a protein of 163 amino acids. NCBI's taxonomy places the organism in Eukaryota, Metazoa, Arthropoda, Insecta, Lepidoptera, Nymphalidae. The record is from RefSeq and is a predicted model, not a curated record.